AUGAAGUGCUCCCUGCGGGUGUGGUUCCUCUCCGUGGCCUUCCUGCUGGUGUUCAUCAUGUCUCUGCUCUUCACCUACUCACACCACAGCAUGGCCACCUUGCCCUACCUGGACUCGGGGGCCCUGGGUGGCACACACCGGGUGAAGCUGGUGCCGGGCUAUACGGGACUACAGCGCCUUGGCAAGGAGGGGCUUUCGGGGAAAAGUUGCACCUGCAGCCGCUGCAUGGGUGAUGCUGGCACCUCCGACUGGUUUGACAGCCACUUUGACAGCAACAUCUCUCCUGUCUGGACUAGAGAGAACAUGAAUCUCCCCCCAGAUGUCCAGAGGUGGUGGAUGAUGCUGCAACCCCAAUUCAAGUCACACAACACCAAUGAGGUGCUGGAGAAGCUGUUCCAGAUCGUGCCUGGCGAGAACCCCUACCGCUUCCGGGACCCCCAACAGUGCCGGCGCUGUGCUGUGGUGGGAAACUCAGGCAACCUCCGGGGCUCUGGCUAUGGGCAAGAUGUGGACGGCCAUAACUUUAUCAUGAGGAUGAAUCAGGCACCAACUGUGGGCUUUGAGAAGGACGUUGGCAGCCGAACAACCCACCAUUUCAUGUACCCCGAGAGUGCCAAGAACCUGCCUGCCAACGUCAGCUUCGUGUUGGUACCCUUCAAGGCCCUGGACCUAAUGUGGAUUGCCAGCGCCCUCUCUACAGGACAGAUCCGAUUCACCUACGCUCCAGUGAAGUCCUUCCUUCGAGUGGACAAAGAAAAGGUCCAGAUUUACAACCCAGCCUUCUUCAAGUACAUCCACGACAGGUGGACAGAGCAUCACGGACGAUACCCUUCCACAGGAAUGCUGGUGCUCUUCUUCGCGCUACAUGUGUGUGAUGAGGUGAACGUGUAUGGGUUUGGGGCUGACAGCCGAGGCAAUUGGCACCACUACUGGGAGAACAACCGGUAUGCGGGCGAGUUCCGGAAGACAGGCGUACACGACGCCGACUUCGAAGCCCACAUCAUUGACAUGCUGGCCAAGGCCAGCAAGAUAGAGGUCUACAGAGGGAACUGAGCUCCCCAAGGGCGACAUCAGGAUCAGUCAAGCCUUGGUCCGGCCGAGGACGGGCUGCCGCCCACCAAUCGGACUCUGCGUCCAGCAAUGAAUAAGUGCUGCUGUUGGGCGGAGCUUCUCUUUCUCAGCCAAUCAUGCGACUCAAGGAGAACUUCUGGCGCCGCCGUCUCCACCAAUCAUGGCCUUGGGAGGCGGCGGGGCCUCGACCCCCCUUCCCCCCCACCCUGCUUUGGAUAAGAGGUUUUUUUUUUCCCAUGUUUUAAGAGGCUAGGUCUGGGCCUGGGCAGGAGCGCUUUGGACUGCUCUCUUCCAGUUUAGGCCCGGAUAGGUGAGUGAAGCCCGCCAAAGAAAUGUGGUCGAGGUGAGACCCUCUCCAGGGCAUUCAUUCCGUGUCUCACCAGGUAGUAGGGGAUUAGAUUCAACCCCGCUGAGUGGACCUCCCUAGGGCCUCACUCCGUAACUAGUGUCAGCAAGGGUAGGAAGCUUCACCGGGUCACAUGCAAGGUGCUUCUCUCACGUGUGCCCUCACUCCUACUGUCCCCCACCAUCUUCCCAGCGUCCGCCCUUUGGCCCUGGGCUUUCUCUCCAGUUCACCCGUUGAUCUGGAGACAAAAUGACACCGCGGGGACCCAGCUGCUCACGCCCUCGCACAAGGCUCAUAAGUCUUUAGCCUUCAGGCGAGAGCAGCAGUGGACAGCAGGCUGGAGAGCCGAGCCCAGCUGCUUGUGCAUGUACCAUUUUCUCUCAUUGUCACCCCAAUAAGGAGCAGGCAGCCUCUUGCUUGGGGAUAGGAUUUGCUUUGGGCUCAUACUUUAGUUACCUUGAAGCUGCCGGGGAUGGCUGCCCAACCAAGAUUGCUUGACAAUUCUUUGCAGGUGGCCUGGAGCUUUGCUGGGGAGGAGCGGAUUGGCGGCUGCCACGCAUGCCUCCUCCUGCCCGCAACUUUGCCCUGCUUACUCGCCUGUUCUAACCCACUUUCCGGCUCCUAAAGGGCUGGUGAGUAAAGAAUCGGGGUUACAGCUGGAAGCUAUUUGCAUGACUCGACUCAAGGCUGAGAUUGAGUGGGUGAAAAGGCUUCAGUGAAUGUCUCAGGCCACAGAAAGUACUCCCCUUCCCUGCAGUGUCCACACAAAUAUUUCCCAUUCUUAAUAAGUUGACAUUACCAAGCAGCCUCCUGGUUGGGGGACAGUCACCCAGAAGGGAUCGUACCAGAGGGUUGGGAUGAGACAGCAAGUACCCCUGAAAACUAAGACAUGGAGAACUUUUCUUGAAUCUGUUCCUUCCCGGUUCCAAAAGCAGGGGUGGAGAAAAGGCGGAUACACUGAGUGGGGCUACAGGACCCUCUCAGGGCUCUACCCAUCCCGCAGUCAAGGCACCCACCGCUCUGUUCUUGCCUGUCUCAUCUCUGCUCUCUCAGGAAGCUGAAAAACAAUGCGAUUAUGCCAAACAGUAUUGAGAAGAAUAAUUUAUUUUCUCCCCUUCCUCCCUUUGUUUUGUUUAAGCCAUUAAUCCCUAUUCUAGAAGAGGUAGGUCCCAGCACCCAGAUCCUUUCUUCUAUAGUUAUUUAAACAUUAAAAUUUUUUCCUUCCCUUUCUUUUUCUGAAUUAAAAAAGAACAAACCCCA
Arvicola amphibius (Eurasian water vole) is the source of this 2677-nucleotide messenger RNA. RefSeq names its product ST3 beta-galactoside alpha-2,3-sialyltransferase 2 (gene St3gal2). Lineage: Eukaryota; Metazoa; Chordata; Mammalia; Rodentia; Cricetidae. Gene Ontology annotation, molecular function: beta-galactoside (CMP) alpha-2,3-sialyltransferase activity. Bases 1 to 1053 code for a protein of 350 amino acids. The transcript has 6 exons. The record is from RefSeq and is a predicted model, not a curated record.